Messenger RNA from Sphaerodactylus townsendi, 8485 nucleotides. It is a transcript of the gene PLCH1, whose product is annotated as phospholipase C eta 1. Gene Ontology annotation, molecular function: phosphatidylinositol-4,5-bisphosphate phospholipase C activity; calcium ion binding. Gene Ontology annotation, biological process: phosphatidylinositol-mediated signaling; lipid metabolic process. The coding region runs from base 304 to 5370 and encodes 1688 amino acids. NCBI's taxonomy places the organism in Eukaryota, Metazoa, Chordata, Lepidosauria, Squamata, Sphaerodactylidae. The transcript has 23 exons. The record is from RefSeq and is a predicted model, not a curated record.
CAGCCAUAGCCUUCGACGUUUCCCUUCAGACUGGUGGUAUUUUUUCCCCUCCUGGUGAGGAACAAAAGUUGCCCAGAAUCACCUUUUGGGAUUUAUGAAGUACAUUUCAGCCUUCCUGGAUUUCCAGUAUGGAUAACAGAGACUUCAUUGUGUGUGGUAAUGGUCAGGACUGGCAAAGUUCUUGGAUACUUCUUCGGAUUUCAUUGCAAAUAUAAGAUCCCUGGGGACGUGAGUGAAUUCAGGUUUUCCUCCGGGGAGGAUUUCUAUUCCAUUUGCCAAUAAUGCAUCACAGUUACAAAUUUAAUGGCAGAUCUCAAAGUAUAUAAAAAUUUAAGCCCGGAAAAAGUUGAAAGAUGUAUGAGUGUAAUGCAGUCUGGGACUCAGAUGGUUAAAUUGAAGAAUGGUGCCAAAGGCCUUGUGCGUCUUUUUUACCUUGAUGAGCACAGAACCUGCAUUAGAUGGAGGCCAUCUAGGAAAAGUGAAAAAGCAAAAAUCAUAAUUGAUUCAAUUUACAAAGUCAGUGAAGGCCUGCAGUCGGAAAUAUUCCACCGCCAUGCCGAAGGUAACUUUGAUCCAAGCUGCUGCUUUACCAUUUAUCAUGGGAACCAUAUGGAAUCACUAGAUCUGAUCACCUCUAAUCCAGAGGAAGCUCGGACCUGGAUCACUGGACUGAAGUACCUGAUGGCUGGGAUUAGCGAUGAGGACUCUCUUGCUAAAAGACAGAGGACGCAUGAUCAUUGGGUGAAGCAGACCUUUGAGGAAGCAGACAAGAAUGGGGAUGGCUUGCUAAAUAUUGAAGAGAUUCAUCAGUUGAUGCACAAGUUGAACGUCAGCCUACCUCGGCGAAAAGUAAGACAAAUGUUUCAGGAGGCUGACACCGAUGAGAACCAGGGAACUUUAAAUUUUGAAGAAUUUUCCGUGUUUUACAAGAUGAUGUCAUUAAGACGUGACCUCUACUUGCUGCUUCUGAGCUACAGCAAUAAGAAAGAUCACCUCACUGUCGAGGAAUUCGCUCAAUUUCUGAAGGCAGAGCAAAAGGUGAAUAAUGUGACGACGGAGUAUUGUCUGGACAUCAUAAGGAAGUUUGAAGUUUCGGAAGAAAACAAGAGUCAAAAUGUUCUGGGCAUAGAAGGUUUUACCAACUUUAUGCGUAGCCCUGCUUGUGAUGUGUUUAAUCCGCUACACAGUGAGGUGCAUCACGAUAUGGAUCAGCCUCUUUGCAAUUAUUACAUUGCUUCUUCUCACAACACAUAUCUAACUGGAGAUCAGCUUCUGUCUCAGUCUAAAGUUGAGAUGUAUGCUCGAGUCUUACAAGAUGGUUGCCGGUGUCUUGAAGUUGAUUGCUGGGACGGUCCAGAUGGGGAACCGGUUGUGCACCAUGGUUAUACUCUUACUUCCAAAAUCCUGUUUAAAGAUGUAGUGGAAGUGAUCAACAAAAAUGCCUUUACCAAAAACGAGUUUCCGGUUAUAUUGUCUAUUGAAAAUCACUGCAGUAUUCAACAGCAAAAGAAAAUUGCUCAGUACCUCAAGGAGAUUUUCGGUGACAAACUGGAUUUGUCUUCUGUGAGCACUGGAGAUUCCAAGCAGCUUCCCAGUCCUCAGAGUUUGAAAGGCAAAAUCCUAAUCAAGGGUAAAAAACUACCUUUUAGCCUUGCUGCAGAUGCUGAGGAAGGGGAAGUUUCUGAUGAAGACAGUGCUGAUGAAAUCGAAGAUGACUGCAAGUUAAAGCUUUCCUAUAGCAACGGCACUACUGAACACCAAAUAGAAUCUUUUAUAAGGAAGAAACUUGAAUCUUUGAUAAAGGAAUCUCAGAUUCGGGAUAAAGAAGAUCCUGACAGCUUCACUGUGAGGGCACUGUUAAAAGCAACCCACGAGGGCCUAAAUGUGAACCUGAAACAGAACUCUGACAUGAAAGAUGCCAACAAGAAGUCACAUAGUAGACUAAUGAGCAACUUCGGUAAACAUAAGCAGAAAGCAGUUAAACCGAGGUCCAAAUCUCAUAGCACAUCUGAUGAUGAGGAUUCUCAACAAAACUGUUCUGGAAAGGAAUCUGGACAGCUGUGCAGUAGGUUGGGUCGACGGAGAAAAACGAUGAAGCUGUGUCGUGAUCUUUCUGAUUUGGUAGUGUACACAAAUUCUGUGGCGGCUCAAGACAUUGUUGUUGAUGGAUCUUUUGGGAACGUGUUGUCCUUCAGCGAAACGAGAGCUCACCAGGUUCUACAACAGAAAGCAGAGCUGUUUAUGCUUUAUAACCAGAAACAACUCACCAGAAUUUAUCCAUCUGCAUAUCGAAUCGACUCCAGCAAUUUCAACCCUUUACCAUAUUGGAAUUCUGGUUGCCAGCUGGUGGCAUUAAACUACCAGUCCUGUGGCCGUUUGAUGCAGUUGAAUCAAGCCAAAUUCAGAAUGAAUGGCAACUGUGGCUACAUCCUGAAACCUCAACAGAUGUGCAAAGGUACAUUUAAUCCAAACUCAGCAGAUCCACUUCCAGCUCUCCCUAAGAAGCAACUUAUACUCAAAAUUAUCAGUGGGCAGCAGCUACCGAAACCUCCAGAUUCCAUGUUAGGAGACAGAGGAGAGAUAAUCGAUCCAUUUGUUGAAGUGGAAAUUAUCGGGUUACCAGUUGACUGCUGCAAAGACCAGACCAGAGUUGUAGAUGACAAUGGGUUUAAUCCUGUUUGGGAAGAAACUCUCACUUUCACUGUCCACAUGCCUGAAAUAGCAUUAGUUCGGUUUCUGGUUUGGGAUCAUGACCCAAUUGGACGAGACUUUGUUGGACAAAGAACUGUGGCUUUCAGCAGCCUGAUGCCUGGCUACCGUCACGUUUAUUUGGAGGGACUGACUGAAGCCUCUAUAUUUGUCCACAUAACCAUCAAUGAAACUUAUGGAAAGUGGAGUCCCUUAAUCCUCAACCCCAGUUAUACUAUCAUGCACUUUCUAGGAGCCACAAAGAACAAGCAGCUGAUAGGACUCCGAGGGCUUUUUAACAAGAACCCCAAACAUAAUUCAGUGGAAAACAGCGGUCACUACGUUCGGAAAAGAUCGAUUGGGGAUCGACUUCUGCGACGCACAGCCAGUGCUCCAGCAAAAGGCAGGAAGAAGACCAAACUGGGUUUUCAGGAAGCCACUGAUCUUAAAGAGAGUGUACCUGAGGCAAGGGAUUUGAAACCCAGGGAUGGGGUUUUAAGACGUACCAGCAGAAGUUUACAAGCACGUCCCAUAUCUAUGCCAGUUGACAAAUACCUUUUAGUGGGUUUACAAUCAGAGGAUCAAGAAGCGACUAAAGCUGAAAAUACCUCUGAAAGCAAAAAUAAUACAAGCAAAGAGCAAAUGAAUGUAAAAGAAGCAGUGUCUUCUUGCAUUGAGAAAGUUUCAUCUUUUACAAAGUGUGCAUCUCCGCCUAAGGAGGUUGCUUCCAAGACUGGUCGCUGUGCAACUUCCCCUGUAUUUGAAAAACCAGCAUGCAUAGACUUCGGAAUAGCUGAAACCUAUUUCUCUACCGAGUAUUGGAAAAGUAAUAUUUCCCGUGAGACUCUUCAUCCAAAAGAGGGACUUGAGAAAGAAAAAAAUGAAGCCACGUAUUGUAUGCCUCAAAAGACAUCUAAGGAUGCUGUAUUAUACAAUGAAGAGAACAAGUCCGUAUCAGGAAUUCCUGUUCCUCGAGAAGAGCAUGAUACUGAGAAGUCUCAUAUCGUUGUCCAUAGUGCUAGAAGUACUUUAGCUGAUAUAUCUGCUGUUACAUGUGAUUAUGUCAACAACUUUCAUUCCACACAAGCCAUGCAGGAUGGUGACAUUUCAUACCUUAUUAAUGAGGUCUCUUUGACUAAUGAGAGCGAUGUGGGUAGUUCUGUCUCAGCCCUGAUAGACCAGUUUGAUGUUACAGAUAAGCAAACUAAUUUAACACUUGGUUCAAGUUCUCCUGGCACAAACAAAACGAUCAGUAGUGUGAAGUCUGUAUUUCUAUCACCUAUAUUACCAAGUGAUCCACAUACAACGUUUGACCCCACGGCUCCCAGAAAAACUGAUGAUGUGUCAUCAUAUUUAACAUCACAAGUGACUUCGUGCUCCAGCCCAGAAACAACCGAAUGUUCUCUCUUUACAAUUGUCCAUGAGGCCUCUCUUUCGCCAUCUUCCAGUCAAGAAACAGCAGGCAAGCUUGCUUGUAAGGAUAUAGCACACUGUGUAGGAGAUACUUGUGCAGUACUUUCUUGCCUUCCACCUGCUGGUGAACUAAAAGCAAACCCCAAAAGGAAAUGUGGGACAAACUGGGACUCUCUUGGUAAUAGCACCUCCUGCCUUUCUGACAAUUCAGACUUAGAGGACGCUACGGUUGUCCCUUUCACAUGCGUGAAUUCUACAGGAAGCAGUCUAAUGGAAGUGGAUGGAGAACUACAAGAUCUCUUGAUAACUACAUAUGAAUAUAAAAGAGAAGAUAUGAGCCAGCUUGCUUCUCCUAUGAAACUCAAGUCUAAUCAUGAUAUUCUGACCUACCAAGAGAGACUGGGUCAGAAUAUAAACAGGGAGAAACUCUACAGUGCUCACAUAGGUGAGGCUAUCAAGUGUAGGAGUGAGAACAGUCAACAUUUUCCUCCUUCAGAAUAUCAGAGGGUUUCUCUUACAUACAAAAAUUAUUUGCAAAUCCCAGAUACACAAAACAACUCCUUAGGCAUCUCUCAAAGACCUAACAUGGACUCCACUCCUAUGUCCUGGAAUGCUUUACCGUAUACUUCUACUGCUCCAAAACAGCCAAGUCCUUGCAAAUCCAAAAGUCUUGGAGACUUAACCUCAGAAGAUAUAUCCUGCAAUUUUGAAAGCAAGUACAAGUACAUUAGUAGAGGUUUUAUUACAUCUGGCAUGAGAGACAAGAUGGUGGCAGCUCUGAAGGCAAAGAAACCACAGUCUUCAGAUUCUCUGUCAGAACAGCUGCGAAAACUAUUGUCUUUUGAUCAAGAAGAUGGUCGGCAGUCAUUUUGUUCUAAGCAGAAUGACGAUUGCCCUAAAAUGUUGGUCCGAAAGCUGUCAUCUAGGAGUCAGAGCAGAGUGCGUAACAUCGCCAUUCGUGCCAAGGAACGGCAAGAAGCCAACAAGCAAAAACUUUCCAAUGCUAGCAGCAAUGUAACAGGGGUAGUACUUAGAAGUAAGCCCUCUGUAUCUCCACACAUGAUCAAUAGACAUUCCACUGGCUCUUACAUUGCAAGCUACCUGAACAACUUCAGUGCAGAAGAUCUGGAAGGCCGAGGUGUCCCAGAAGGUGCAUGUACGUCUUUGCACUAUGGGUAUAAUGACCGGUUUUAUACAGAUGAUUCUCUUCUGGAAACAAAGCCAAGUGAUGAUGACAAACCAGAAAUUUAUUUCCUUCUGAGACUGUAAAUUGUAUAAAUGUAUAUCUUCAUUGUUUACACGCUUUCUCACUGAAUUGUUAUCAGUAAACAGUGCAGCCAUUAGCAUUUAAAUUACUCAGAAAUGCAUUUUUUCUUCUCCUGUUUUGCAUCUUGCCAUGAAUUUAUGUCUCCAUUUCUUUCAAAGUGUGUGUAAAUAGAAGCUGUAAAACUUUACGUAUCUGUACUUCCCUGUUUUGAAAACAUAAGGCAUUAGUCAAGGUGUGGUUGUUUGCAUGCAGUCAUGAUGUCCUGUAUUUGAAAUAUAUAUACAACCAACAGUUACCAACCAAAAGUUGCAGACUUUUUUCCCCUGUUUACCCAAAUCACUUAGCUACAUUUAGGACUUUUUACAAGGGUCUGUCUUAUGGCCACUAUGAUUAAUUAUUUUUUUUUACCACUAGUUAAAUUUUUUUUUGCAAUUACAGAAACUGUUAAGAAAGUGUCCUUGGAAAACUGCUGUAAUUGCUUUGUUUUACCAGAUGAUCAUAAUAUCAAAAAUGAUAGGAAACUAAGUGGUGUGCAAAGGUAAAAGCAAAAGUCAGAUCCAUUCUGUAGACUUAUGAUCUGUAAACUGAACAGGUAAUGAAACUGAAUAUAAAUUUUACACUCAGCAUUGUUUAUUUGUCUUUUGAAAUUUCAAAUGCAGAUUCUAAUAUUUAAAGAAAUAAUUGUAAGACACCCCCCCCCCCCAAGUCAAGUGGCCAUUGUGGGUUUUCUAGGCUGUGUGGCCACGGUCUGGUGUUUUUUGCUCUUAAUAUUUCACCUGCAUCUAUGGCUGGCCUCUUCAGAGAAUGUCACACAGUGAGAUGUGUUUUCAAAAGAUGUCAACCAUAGGUGCGGGUGAAAUGUUAGAAGCAAAAACAGUCAGGCAACAACCAUGCAGCCUAAAAUCCCUAGAACAGUCAGUUGAUUCCAGCUGUGAAAACCUUUGACAGUACAUCAAGGCCAGAAGAUUUAAAAUGCCUUCGUUGCUGAUAUAAGGAAACACUGCCAAUUUCAGUGGCACAUUUAAUUUGGUUCAUAUAUAGAGUAUCUGAUAACCACCUGGACCAUCAUGUGAAGGAAUUGGACCAGCAUGUGAAGGAGCUACCUUUUUUUCCCUCCAGUGUUACCACCUGUUCUGCAUGUGUAGUGGCAAUCAUACCCCACUGAAAAGAAAGAAAAUGAUCCACUGUUCACACAAAGAUAUCUAGUGCAUGCAGAUCCUUGAAGACUUUUGCAUCAUGCAUUCUAUUUCACUUGCUUGCUGGAUUUUUUUCCCCCAUCUGGAUUUUUCAAGAGCUCCAAUCUGCAUUGUCAGUUUAUAUCACUAAGACUGGUCGUGGUUUUAUAUCCUGUGAUCUCCGUGCCCUGUGAACAUUUGGUUGAUUUGAAACCAACAUGGUUGAUAAAAUGUCCUGCUAUACACUAGAGUAGCUGUCUUAGAUGAAUGCCUUCUAAAGUGCUGUUGAGGUACUGCCUUCUCCAUUUGGGUGCGUGGCUGUGCAAAUUAUCUGUUCCUGGGGGACUACAGGGUUUGCUCCAGUCAUCAACAAUGAAUUAAGGACAAGCUCUUUUUUAAUUUGUGCUAAAAGAAAAUGUUUGUUUUCUGUGAUUAGAACAGCCCUGUAGCAGCAUCUAGUGACAGAAAUCAAACACUGAAAUCUAAUAAAAAGCAUGGAAAAUCUGACUUUCCUGUGUUUCCCCCAUUCCUGAAAGGGAAGUUAACUUUUUAAAGCGUACAGGAAUUCACUUUAGUCCAGUGUAGAUGAAACCUUCCCUGUCUCUGAACUAUACUUCACAGUCUUCCUUUUUUCUUGUCCAUUCUGGCUGCUAAUGAAUCUAUUUAUUAUUACUCAUGGUUGAAGGUGAUAGGGAAAGGAGUUUGUAGGAAAAGAGAGAAAGAAGGAUGGUCCCAAGCUGGAAAGGCAACCCUAUGAGUGUAUCCUACAAAAACACACUCAAUUCAUUAUCAUCUGGACACUUGUCCCACAGCAGUUUUAACAUUUUUUGGCCUCUCCAUUAAUUAUGAAUCUUAAAAUGAGCAUCAGUGAGACAAGGAAAAAUUAUCAGGGAAGAGAGUGUGUUCUGCAUUCCCUCUCCUUCAGUUGUAUAAGUAAUUAAAAUGGCGGGAACAAACUGAUACAUAGCUAAGCCAUAUUUGGUCUACAUGUAACAGAAAAAAAUAUCUACGCUUUUACCAUCCUGUAAUUUUGAGACAAGGGCUUUUCAAUUUAAUUCUCAAAAAAAGUGAUUUUUGUUUAUAAAAAAGGAAGUCUUCCCUGCAGAAUAAUACAGCUUUGUUAAGGGGGAUUGUUUGGAUGUUGUGAGUUUUUCAAGUUGUAUGGUCAUGUUCUAGUAGUCAUGUUCACGAUUUUGCAAAACAAGACAGUAAAAGGAACCAGAGCAGGCUGGGUGGCAAGGUCAAGAGAGCGAGGAGCUGCUAGCCCACCAGGUUUCUGUCCUCUUUGGCAGGGGAAGGUACGCGAUGGCGUUGCGAGGGGCCAGAGCUCUCUUCUGACCCCUCUGCUGUCUUGCUGAAUGGUGGCACGGAGCGGACCUCUUGCGCUGACCGUGAUUCCAUCCUAGGUCAGUCUGGUGAGGCCUAGAACACGCAGUUCAAAAGGAAAGGAAGCAGGAUCGGUCCAACCAGCAGUGUGAGGAGCAGAACUUGUGAGCGGGGCAGGGGUAGGCUGUGUGUUUGUGUGCGAGAACCCACAAAUGGCUUCAGAAGCUGCAGAGAAAGCAGAAGUGGGCAAAGGAGGCAGACUGUCCUGCCCCCAAACCCCCUCAGCCCUUGGCAACAGAAGCUGGCCGUGAGCCCCUCGCCCCCUUGACCAAGGCUCGGAGGGCCAGCUGGCUGUCCUUCGUCCACAGCUGUGGCCAGAUGCAGGUGAAACAUCGGGAGAAAGUACUACUGGAACACAGCCAUACAACCCAAAAAACUCACAACAUCCUAGUGAUUUCAGCUGUGAAAGCCUUCAACAAUACAGGAAAUGUUUGGUUUGUAUGAUUUUUUUUUGUUCACUGUAAAAGACAUGUACCUUUUACUGCCUCUUUUUUUUUGUAAUACAGGACAUUAUUUGUAUCCAUGGAAGAGCAACAUUAAAACACAUUUUUAAGCA